Molecule: messenger RNA, 2386 nt
Organism: Heteronotia binoei (common prickly gecko)
Lineage: Eukaryota; Metazoa; Chordata; Lepidosauria; Squamata; Gekkonidae
Gene: GDI2
Product: GDP dissociation inhibitor 2
Exons: 11
Coding region: 54-1400 (448 amino acids)
Biological process (GO): vesicle-mediated transport; small GTPase-mediated signal transduction; protein transport
Cellular component (GO): cytoplasm
Molecular function (GO): Rab GDP-dissociation inhibitor activity
Source: RefSeq, a predicted model, not a curated record
CCCGGCGCCCCCCCGCCGAGCAGCCCCCCCGCAGCAGCCUCUUCGCCAGAGCCAUGAACGAGGAGUACGACGUCAUCGUCCUCGGCACCGGCCUCACGGAAUGCAUCCUCUCCGGCAUUAUGUCGGUGAACGGAAAGAAGGUCCUGCACAUGGAUCGCAAUGCGUACUACGGCGGGGAAAGCGCGUCUAUCACCCCCCUGGAAGAUCUAUACAAACGGUUUAAUCUCCCGGGAUCCCCGCCGGAGUCGAUGGGCCGAGGACGAGACUGGAACGUGGAUCUGAUUCCCAAAUUCCUGAUGGCUAACGGCCAGCUGGUUAAGAUGUUGCUGUACACCGAAGUUACCCGCUACCUGGACUUCAAGGUGAUCGAAGGCAGCUUUGUCUACAAGGGAGGAAAGAUUUACAAAGUUCCAUCGACUGAGGCGGAAGCCCUGGCCUCCAGUCUGAUGGGCUUGUUCGAGAAGCGGCGUUUCCGCAAGUUCCUGGUGUAUGUCGCCAACUGCGACGAGAACGACGCCCGCACCUUCGAAGGGGUCGACCCCAAGAAGAACACCAUGAGGGACGUCUACAAGAAGUUUGACCUGGGCCAGGACGUGAUUGACUUCACCGGCCACGCUCUCGCCCUCUACAGGACUGACGACUACCUAGACCAGCCUUGCCUAGAAACCAUCAACAGGAUCAAGCUGUACAGCGAUUCUCUGGCCCGAUACGGCAAAAGCCCCUACCUGUACCCGCUCUAUGGCCUGGGGGAGCUGCCCCAGGGAUUUGCAAGGUUAAGUGCCAUCUACGGAGGCACCUACAUGCUGAACAAGCCGAUCGAGGAGAUUGUCGUGGAAAACGGCCAAGUGGUUGGAGUGAAAUCAGAAGGGGAGAUAGCCCGCUGCAAGCAGCUCAUCUGCGACCCCAGCUACGUCCCAGACAAAGUCAAGAAAGUGGGGAAGGUCAUCCGGGUCAUCUGCAUCCUGAGCCACCCCAUCAAGAACACCAACGACGCCAACUCGUGCCAGAUCAUCAUUCCCCAAAAUCAGGUCAACAGGAAGUCCGACAUCUACGUCUGCAUGAUCUCUUCCGCGCACAACGUGGCGGCGCAAGGGAAGUACAUCGCCAUCGUGAGCACUACGGUGGAGACCAACGACCCCGAGAAGGAGAUCAAGCCCGCCUUGGAGCUCCUGGAGCCGGUUGAGCAGAAGUUUGUUAGCGUCAGCGACCUGUUUGCACCGACCGACCUGGGCAGAGAGAGCCAGAUCUUUAUUUCCCGCACCUACGACGCCACCACCCACUUCGAGACGACCUGCGACGACAUCAAAGAUAUUUACAAGCGGAUGAUGGGCGUAGACUUUGAUUUUGAAGAGAUGAAGCGGAAGAAGAACGACAUCUACGGCGAGGAGGACCCGCAGUAGUGUGGGGGGGCGGGUGCGGGUGCCGGAGCCUUAAUCCGGGCUCUCGAUCGGCUGGCAGGGGUGCGACGCGCAGAGGAACUGAAGCGAAGGCCCCGUCUGAAAUUCAAUAUUGUAAGGCCUGCUUUUUUUGGGUUUUUUUUUUUUUGUAAUCCUGUCUCCGAGACUGAAAGGAAAAACAAAACAAAAUGAGUCCUUCACUGGCAAAAACGCUCUCUCCCUCCCCCCCUCGGAUGUAAUCACGUGUCAAUUCUUUAAAAGGAAGGCCGCUGUGUCAAAAUUGGCCGACGCUGACCCGCUUUCCCGAUCCCUAACUUUGGCGAAAGAUCAGCCCCCGUUAAAACGUCUCUCGCUGAUCUCGGGUCGAGGACGGCUCAGACGCCCGCGUCGCUUUCUGUGACCCCUUCUCCUGCCCCUUUCAGUCUCUGCUUCUGUCCAAGUUGCGGCCACCCACUGCCCCCCCCCCCCCGCCCAGCCAUGGGUGCACGGAACCCAUGAAUAGCCUCUAAUUGGGGGUGGGGUCUCAUCCCACACAGCCUUUUCCCAUCCGGUCUUAACUUCAUGGCAAGCUGUCAUUACGGCCAAAGUCCACAGCAACUGUAGCCUUUGUGGUAGGAUUUCUCCCUAGCACACUCCGCCUUUUUCCUUCUCCUUCCCCCCCACUAAAAGCUUCUCAAACUGUUUACAUCUGUCGGGAAACGGCCUCUCUUUUGUGUUUUCGGAAGCGAUACUAAUAAAUCGGUGCGAGAACAAAACACCUCCAAAGCAGGCCCAGCUGUGUAUGUCUGUGUUUGCAAGUUUUAACCCUACUCCUUUUCUUCCCACCCCUACCCCUACCCCACCUCCCCCCCCCCCCCCCCCGCACCAUGCGUGGCUUCUCAGGUGGACCAAACUGCACUGCAGUAUUGAUUUGACGGAGCCGGGCUUCCCGUCCGGGGAAGGCUCCAGAUGACUUCUGUACUGCCAAGUAAAGCCAACUUUCUGGAAAC